AUGGUUGCCGAAGGCAAUCUAUAUGAGAGGAUUGAAUCCGUCCGGGCUGUAAGCCAAAAGCUACGUUGGAUGAGUGACAUACGGAAUGGGAAACAUUCUUCUCUUUCUGCUGGAGCGACUGAGUUUGUGCCGACAGCCCCGUUUGCGGGACGGUCAACAAAGGCGGCAGCACUUGUGACCUUGUCGCCAGCGGCUGCCGAGUUCCUGCCGGAAGGCGAUGUGCAGCAAUGGGGAUGGAAUGGCUCAUGGAGCCACGAGAGCUCCUGGACGGUGACAGGGGGGAGCUGGACUCCCAGCCAAAGUUACCCUGCCAAUGGCGCAAAUGUAAAUAGCUGGACAGGAGUUGCCUCGUCGCCCACGUGCUGGUUUAACGACGAUGCAUACUCCACAGAUUCCUCUCGAAGUGACUCGGAGCCAGAAGCCGACGAAGCUGACGGUGUCCAUAGAGGUGCUGUCGAGGCCUCUGGUCCUUGCAGUCCUGAGCUCCCGGAGCUCCACGGUUCGAAUGACCAGGCAGACAAGGAGCUUGCGGACGAUGAUGAAUUCGACUCAUUUUCCGAGGACGAUGGCUCAGAUGCCAGUCUUCUACGCACGCCAGCCGAUGUCAAUUCAGACAUGGAAGCUGGCUGUGAGCGUGGAGCUGACCCCGGCUCAGAGAUUCCAGCCUCGUCGUCAGCCGAUGACGGAGGUGCAGACUUGGGGGCUGCGGGACGGACAGCGCAUGCAACUCCAGAAGAGCUGGAGAAGCACUGCGCUGGUGUGGAGGAGCAGGCGUCAGCGAACGACAGCUCUGCCUGCAAGUACGAUAUCGGCUUCAUGCUUGCAAUGAGGCCCGCCAGAAGUUCGCUUUCCAGCCUUGAGCUGCCUCGGUGCGAGCAGGUGGGAUGUACGGAAGAUGUCCCAGAUUUCCUGCGACGCCGUGAGGAAGUUGAAGAGCACGUAGAGGAAAAAUGGCGAGCAGCACGUUCCAGCGAAACGCCAAAGACUCGCAGCCGAACGGCCCAGGACUCAAAGCAGACCAAGUCUGAGAAGAAUGCUAAGCAAGCAGGGGAAUUGAGCCAAGCUUCGGCGAUGAAGCUUGAGGUGAGUGACAGCUCCUGGGCAGCGCAAAUGGCCCGAAGAAAGGCCCUGAGCAAAGAAAGCUCGGAUGACUCCUUCGUCAAAAACCUGAGAUCCAUUCUCAACAAGCUCACGGUGGAGAAGUUCGAUACCUUGUCGGAUCAAAUCAUCGAAUUGGUUUCGGAGUCGGACCGUCCAAACCGUGGAAUUCCAUUGCUUAUGCAAAUGGUCUUUGAGAAGGCCACCACCCAGCACCACUUCAUCAACAUGUAUGUGGGCUUGUGUGUCAAGCUGCACAAGUGGCUUACGGAAAAUGAUCACUUCGACGGUGCUGAGUCGCAAAGCAACUUCAAGCGCGUGCUCCUGAAUCAAUGCCAAUCUUCCUUCGAGCAGUAUUUGGAGCCUCCCGAGGGCUUUGAUGGUCUGACAGGGGAUGAGCUUUACGAGGCUCAGGUCAAGUACAAGACGAAGAUGCUGGGAAACAUCCGGCUAGUUGGUGAGCUCAUUCGCCACGGGAUGCUUGCGCCAAAGAUCGCCAUCGCCGUGGCAUCAGAGCUUGCUAGAGAUGAUCCUGCAGUGCGCAGCGAGCGCCUGGAAACUCUAGCAACCUUCUUGGAGACGGUGGGUGUUGCCCUUGAUGACCCAAGUUGGAAGCAUCACCACGAGCUCGAGUUGGUUUUUGAGCAGGUUAUUCGGGCCUGUUCCGACCAGACAGUGCCUCGACGCGUUCGCUGCCUGCUCCAGGACGUGCUUGACCUGCGAAACGGCGGAUGGAAGUCGAAACGGCGGAAAGACCUCAGCAAGGAAACACCGCAGACGCUUGCGCAAGUUCAUGAGAAGGCGAAAGCAGACCAAUCCACUAGACGGGAUACUGGCAAAAGCUUGCCCUGCAGAGCAGAGGUCGCGUCUUCUCCAUCUUGGAGCAUCAGGGAUCUUGGAAGACAGCUGUGA
This is a messenger RNA of Symbiodinium sp. CCMP2456, 2010 nucleotides long. Lineage: Eukaryota; Dinophyceae; Suessiales; Symbiodiniaceae. The record is from the annotation of a GenBank genome assembly.